AUGGCAGCAGCUUCGGAUGAGAUUGGGGCUCUCACCAGAGCUUUCUCAGGUGUUGGUGUGGAUGAGAAGGCUUUGAUAAGUAUAUUGGGUAAGCUGAAUCCCGAGCAAAUGCAGAGUUUCAGGAAAGGCAGCCGGGAAUUAUUCCGGGAAGACGAGCGUCAAUUUGAGAGGUGGGACGAUCGCCAUAUUUUGCAGCUUCGUCAUGAAUUUUUACGUCUCAAGGAUGCGAUUGUGCUUUGGACGAUGCACCCUUGGGAGAGAGAUGCUCGAAUGUUGAAAGAGUGGUUGAACAAAGGACCUCAAUACAACAAUGUGCUCAUAGAAAUCGCGUGCACGAGAUCUUCUGAUCAAUUAUUGGGCGCUAGAAGAGCCUAUCACUCCCUCUUCAAUCACUCCAUCGAGGAAGAUGUUGCAUUUCACGUUCAUGGACCUGAAACAAAGCUUUUGGUUGCACUUUUGAGCUCUUACAGGUACGAGGGCCCAAAAGUGAAUGAAGAAAUUGCGAAAUUUGAGGCCAAAGCACUUGUUGAUGCCAUAAGGGAAAAUGAAAAGAAGGGUGGUCGUCUAUUGGAAAAUGAAGAGGUUGUGAGGAUAUUAUCCACUAGGAGUAAGCUCCAUCUUCACGCAAUUUACAAACAUUAUAAAGAAAUUAGUGGCAACUACUUUGACGAGGAUAUUGAUGGCGACUCGCACCUUGUCAAUGUGGUUGUACAGUGCUUAUGCGUACCACACAAAUAUUUUAGCCAGGUCUUGGAUGCAUCAUUGAGAUAUGAUGCAGAUGAGAUAAGCAAAGAAGGGUUGACCAGAGUAAUUGUGACAAGAGCAGAUGCAGAUUUGAAGCAAAUUAAGGAAGAAUACCACAACAAAUUUGGUGUGGAUCUUACCAAAAGGAUUGAAGAUGUGGCCAAUGGGAACUAUAGAGAUUUCUUGCUCACUCUAGUUGCGAGAGGAGAUUGA
Messenger RNA from Striga hermonthica, 957 nucleotides. Lineage: Eukaryota; Viridiplantae; Streptophyta; Magnoliopsida; Lamiales; Orobanchaceae. The record is from the annotation of a GenBank genome assembly.